Molecule: messenger RNA, 1041 nt
Organism: Podospora anserina S mat+
Lineage: Eukaryota; Fungi; Ascomycota; Sordariomycetes; Sordariales; Podosporaceae
Exons: 2
Coding region: 1-1041 (346 amino acids)
Biological process (GO): double-strand break repair via homologous recombination
Cellular component (GO): Slx1-Slx4 complex
Molecular function (GO): 5'-flap endonuclease activity; crossover junction DNA endonuclease activity
Source: RefSeq, a predicted model, not a curated record
AUGACCCCCCAACCCAGACCGAUCCCCGCCCUCUAUUGCGUCUACAUCCUCCGCUCCACCGUCCGCCACUCCUCCCUCUACAUCGGCUCAACACCCAACCCACCCCGCCGCCUGAGCCAGCACAACGGGGUCGUCAAAGGCGGAGCAGUGCGCACAUCACGAAACUCCCUCCGGCCGUGGGAGAUGGUCGCUUUGGUCUCUGGUUUUGCCAGCUCAACUGCCGCUUUGAAGUUUGAAUGGGCUCUAACAAACCCACACACAUCAUUGCACAUACCCUCUGAAUCUCGCCUUGCGUUUUCUACCCAGCGGAAGAGGAAUGGGCAGCCGAAGAGACCGCCGAAGAGUUUGAGUUCGAUUCUGUCAAACUUGCACUUGUUGUUGUCGGUGCCGAGUUUUGCGAGGUGGCCGUUGAGGGUGCAUUUUUUUAAGAGGGAUGUGCAUGCUGCGUGGGGGAGGUGGUGUGGGAAGGUGGAGAGGGAGUUGAGGGGGAGUUUACCGGUUGUGACGGAUUUUGGGGAGGAUGAGGGGGCUGUGGUGGCGAGGGCGUCGGCUUCGGAACCGUUGGGUGUGGUAGGGGAGGGGUUGGAUGGGGAUGGGGGAGGGGAGGAGGUGCCGACUUGGGGGAUAUAUGGCUUGCCGUUGGAUUAUGCGCCGCUUAAGGAGUAUGUGGCGAAGGGGCAGGAUAUCUUUGAGUUUGAGAGGCAGGGGAGUUGCGUGGUGUGCAAGGAGGAGAUUGACCCUGAGGAGGGGGGACUACAUGCUGUUUGCUCGAAUGAGGGGUGUGAAGGGGUGGGACAUUUGAGGUGUUGGGGGAGGUAUUUGCUCAAAAGCGAGGAGGGAGGUGGAGAGGGGGCAAUAUUGCCGGUGGGAGGGAGGUGUCCGAGGUGUAAGGGUGAGGUACAUUGGGGGACGAUGAUGAAGGAGUUGACGUUGAGGGUUAGGGGGCAGAAGGAGGUGGAAAAUUUGCUGAAGGUGAAGAGAAAAAGGGCACCAAGGAAAAAGACGGCGAAGACGAAGGAAACUCGUGAAGAGGAUGGUUGA